CGUGCACCAAUAAUCAAACCUUAGGCUACGUAUCGGAAUGCACUUAGGCUAAUUCAAAAGAUAAGCUUUGCUGACGAAUGGCCAAAUAAAAUACAUACCGUAGCUUACAUCUGUCAGGAAACCCUUUGAUUAUCGAGUCCCUGUCGCUUUAACGUUCCAGACAAAACGCCCCAUAUGAUUUUGGUGCUCCAAUCAUCAGUUACUUCGGUGAGAGGCAGACGGCGAAUUUGUCGUUUUUUGCAAACAUGGCGAAAGAGGACAUAUGUCUGCGGCUUGACGUACAGUAGCGAUGUGAAGGACAGAUGUUUUCAUGGAGAAGCGUAAUCGUGUUAAAAAGGAGGGUAAACGGAACUCCUGUGGCAUAUCAAACAGUUGAUCACAAUGCUCAUAGUGGAGAAAACAGCUGACCACCCGACUGCAGAGUUCUCGCUGCUGGAGGAUGUGGCCCUGCACUUUACCUUCCUGAUGGACCGGCUCAAUGACCAGCGCCUCUUCCAGCCGGACCUGUGCGACGUGGACAUCGUGCUGCUGCGGCACCAGGCCACCUUCCAGGCCCACAAGGGCGUGCUGGCGGCGUACAGCCCCUUCUUCCACUCGCUGUUCGGCCACAGCAAGGAGCUCCAGCGCGUGGAGCUGGCGCUCGAGGCCCUGCAGCCCCAGGGCCUACAGCAGAUCCUGGACUUCAUAUACACCUCCAAGCUGCUGCUGACCAGCGGCAACGUGCAGGAUGUGCUGCGGGCCGCCACCGUGCUGCAGAUGACCGACAUCGCCGCCUCCUGCCGGGAGCUGCUCAGCCACGGGUCCCUGGCCGGGGUGCCCAGUGCGGCGGGGGACGAGGAGGCCAAGCAGGGCGCACAGCUGUGGACCAACGGUGGUGGGGACGGCGGGAGGGCCGCUGCUGUGGCUGCCUACCGCGCGGACGUCAAGCAGGAAAUGGAGUCAGCCAGCGCAAAAAUCUACGGACGGGAGGGCGGAGGGACCCAGUUCACCCUGCAUGUGGAGGACGGCCCGCUGAAAAGCGAACACCCGGGCAACGCCAAGCCUGUGCAGUUCCUCAAAAAGGAAGGGGAGGACGCAGCGGUGCAGGGGGCUUUGAGCGUCCCUGGAGACACGCAGCAGAUCAUCGUGGAGUUGAACCUGAACAAUCAGACCCUCAAUGUGUCCAAAGGCCUGGAAGAGCAGCCCUCCCCAGUGCUGCUGCCCUCUGCACACAGACAGCCAGGAACGGACCAAGCUGGACGUGACGAGGAGAAAGACAACAAAGAGGCCGAGGAAGAUGACGACGAUGACGACGACGACAACGAAGACGUGAACAUGGAAGAAGGGAAAGCGGCGCAAACCGAGGAAGAGGAGGACGACCAAGGAGGGUCCAGCGAAGAGGAGGACGGACACAACAGCGAUCAAGCCAUAGCAGAUUUCACCCCACGUCCACCCCAGCGACAAACCAGGGUGGCGGCCAUGUUUGUCGGAGCAUCUCCCCUGAGGAGCCGUCUGGCGGGCCAGCAGGGCAAGCUGAUCAGUGGCGGCGUCCGAUCCGAGGAGCCGGAGGGCCAGGGCCUGAAGGUGCGGCUGGAGGAGAGGCAGACCUUCCCCUGCGUUCGCUGCCCACGCAGCUUCAACAAUCACUGGUACCUGGAAAAGCAUGUGAGCGCCACGCACCACCGCAUGCAGGUGUGCGACAAGUGUGGCAAGCGCUUCCUGUUGGAGAGCGAGCUGCAGCUCCAUCAGCAGACCAACUGUGAGAGGAGCAUACAGUGUGGUACUUGUGGAAAGGCCUUCAAGAAGCUGUGGUCACUGCAGGAACACAACAAGAUUGUCCAUGGUUAUGCCGAAAAGAGAUUUUCCUGUGAGAUUUGUGAGAAAAAGUUCUACACCAUGGCCCAUGUUCGCAAACACAUGGUUGCACACACAAAAGAAAUGCCAUUUACUUGUGAGACAUGUGGAAAGUCCUUCAAACGGAGCAUGUCUCUGAAAGUCCACUCCCUCCAGCAUUCAGGCGAGAAACCCUUUAAAUGUGAGAACUGUAGUGAGCGCUUCCAGUACAAAUACCAGCUGCGCUCCCACAUGAGCAUCCACUUAGGCCAUAAGCAGUUCAUGUGCCAGUGGUGCGGCAAGGACUUCAACAUGAAGCAGUACUUUGAUGAGCACAUGAAAACACACACAGGAGAGAAGCCAUACAUCUGUGAGAUGUGUGGAAAGAGCUUCACCAGCCGGCCCAACAUGAAGCGGCACCGGCGCACGCACACCGGCGAGAAGCCGUACCCCUGCGACCUGUGUGGCCAGCGCUUCCGCUUCUCCAACAUGCUCAAGGCGCACAAGGAGAAGUGCUUCCGAGUGACCAACCCCACCGCCACAGAGGCCGAUUGGGCGCCUGCCUCUGGCCCUAGGGCCUCGGCCAAUGAAAUGACUCCCCUGACUGAAGAUGGAUUGGGGUCCUCUAAUCACAGCACAGCGGCGUUUCCAUCUCCGCUGCUGCCGCCAGCUGAUCGGAGUUUGGGGUUGCCGUCUCUCUCCAUGUUCUCCUCCGGACGGCUCCACGCUGAGGACCACUGACCACUCCACUCUCCGUUUUGUAGCCCUGGAACUCUAUAAGGUACUUCUAGUCAAACUCUAUAUAGGAAAGUAUAGCAUCUAUUGAGAACAAUCAAGUGAUUAACAGCUCUAUAUUUUAUACCGUGAAUCCAAAUAUACUAUGUCAGUCUGUAGUAUUUACAAGCUAGUCUGUGACUUUAUGUUCCCUGCGUGUUGCAUUGAUGUCAUAGAAAUGUAUGUAGCAAAACCCUAGAUACUAAGCACUUUUUCUGUUUCAUUACACUCAUUUUCAUCUUCUAGGGAUUUUACAAUAGUUCCUCUAAGGUCUGUUGAUGAUGAGUUGAUGUUAAUUGAGUUUAUUUGUAUGUGUUGUUAAUUGCUUUUCAGUAAGACUGAUAUCCAAAUGUAGGAUUUUGCAACCCUCACCCCUUUCCUCGUACAAUCAGCAGUGGCACUUUACCAGUCCAGAGACUCCUCAGGGCAACGCCAUGCCCAUGUGAAGCCAAUAUGAUAAGCCCAUUACCUAAUGAUUCUCAUAGGAGCUUAUUGGUUAUACUGUUGAUAUCCUUGCUACUCAUAUCAUUGAUUAGUCCAAGUUACUUCUGCUGGUUUGUUUGUUUUGUUACUGCGUAGUGUUAAUGUAAUUCAUUUACUCAUUGGCAAAUUCAAAUGCUUAUACUCACUGGCACUGGCAUCAGCAUUAGAGAUAUCUAGAUGGCACUUUAACCAGAAUUUGACAUUCCGUCUCGAUAAGAUCUGUGUUAAUUACAGAGCACAGCACAGGCUUGGUGAAGGUCACACAUGGUAGAUGCAGAUUUACCACAGAUAUUCCAAUAUGGUGGUUAUUAUGAAGUAUGUCAGCACACAAAUCAGUUUUAUCGUGAGAUCUUAAACAUUUCCUAUCUGCAUUUCAUAUGUUCAGGACAAAUGUAAAAUUCACAGGGUUUUGAAUGUAAAAGAGAUUGUUGCAGUGCAGAGCAAUUGGAAAUCGUUACUGAAUGGCAUGUAUUGCUUGUUUUGAUUUUGUUAUUGAAUGGCAUGCAAUGCCUUUGUUGGCAGUUUAGAUGCUCUUUUAGACUUAAAAAGUCUAUCAGGCUUAAAUCUUGUUUAACCGUUAACAGCUUUAAAGAGUGUAUUUUCCUUAGAGCAGUACCAAACUAUAAGGUUGUUACACGGAGCUUUCACUUUGGCAACAGUAGAUCAGUGUCAUCUAUGAAGCAUGUGGGAGCCUAUAAGCAGAAAGUUGGCAAGUUUCUGAAAUCAGUAUGCUAUGUUAUGGCAGUGCUUAUGUUAAGCAUUUAAAACUAUUUUUUGUUUUAGGUUUGUUACUUACCCAUACACAUCUCCUUCAGUUAGUUUUAUAUGAUUGUUUAGUCUGUAAAUUGAUCUAGAUGGAAUCUUUUGGAGCAUUACAUUUGCUGUCAUACAGUUGUUUUUACAGUUUAGGCCAUGUAAUGGUGAAGCUGAAGCGGUGCACUCAGAUGAAAUGAACACAUCUCAAAAGUAGCGAAUUGGCCUUUUAGUAAUGGCACUUUGCUUGAAAUUUAGUGAAGUCAGAAAGCAUGAUGCAUAAUGACUAAGUCUGCAAUUGUAAUUUGUUGCUUUGCAAAAUUUGUAAUGCACAGACAUUAGGCUAACUUUGUGCAAUAGGACAAUGUGUGCUAUUUAUUGGAGAUAGGCCUGACAGAAGCCUGUGGUUAAGUAAUAGAGAUGAAGGACACUAUUGAUAUUGCAGCUGCUGGCAAAUUCCAAUUGCAGAAAAGUAUGAUUGUUUUAGGGAACACCUUAAUUUUAGAAUCUCAAAAGAAUGAUUGGUGCUGUCAAGUGGACUUGAGUGAAGAGAUUGCUAACUGUCAACUUCCAGUGCUUUUAUGUUAUGAGGAUUUGGAAACUGCUUGCCGGUGAAGUUUUUUACAAAAACACAGUUGAUAUUUGGUCUCAAAGCAUCAUGGACAAAUCACUGAUGUAUCAGAAUUCACAGCUCAUUUAGCAAAAGCAGAUUAUGCAGUGUGAACUCAUCCUCAGCUACUGUAUGUGUAGCUGUGUGGAGGUUUAAUCAUCCACAUUACAGAGUUUUGGAAUCUUACUUUGGAAUACCGAUAUUAUGAAUAUGAAUUUGGAUUUUUUUUUUGCAUUUUAACAUAAUUUUAUUCAUAAAUGAAUGAUUCGAUUAGGAUUAUAUUUGAAGGAAACUAUAUUUUGUGUUUGAGGAAUUUCCAGCCCAUAAGCACUUUAAUAUGCCAAUUAUUGCCAUUUGAUCUUGUGUUCUUUUUAAUAAUGUUGCACAUAAUAUUCAUAUGUAUGUAGCUCUCAUUUGUAAAUUGAGAAAAAAAGCUUACUAAACCAGUUACUGUAUAAACCCAAAAGAUAUUUAGAGGAUUACAUUUAAGACAACACAUUGUGGUUGUGCUUUACAUUUAUGGUGGCAGUUGUAUUUAUGUAGAGAAUGUGGAACAGCUCCUUUCCCAAACAAAUUCAAUCUUGACAAAAUUUGAAUCACAUCAAACAAUAUGUAUGUUACUCUGUCUGAGGAUACUGUAACUCCAAGAUACCCUAAACAUUAUGAUGAGGAGUGGGGCUGUUGAUGCUAGGUGGAGCAGAUUGCUAUGAGUCUUCUGACCAAAAGUAAAACAUGACACAUACUGUAAGCAUGGAGGCUAUAAGGAAAUUACACAAAUAGUCUCGUGCAGUUUUGUUUAAGUUGAGAGGCCAAAGUGUGUUAGCAUCAUUUGGAAGAUCACAUGCAAAUAAAUCUUUGUUUCUUUUCUUCUUUAUUUUACCUGUUGCAAUGACUCCACAAGUCCAGUAAUAUUUCAGUCAGCUAACAUUGUGUGUUUGUAGGCCUAUACUUGUUUGUUUUUCAACAACCAUAAUCUUGUUUAUGACCGUGCAUAUAUUUUUGUUUCAAUAAGUGGUUAAUUUGUUAUAUUAACAGAAGUGUUAGAGUUUGGAAACACCACGUGUGUAAUGUCUAGAGGUGCUAAUAAUAUUGGUCGAUAUAUUCUGGCAUAUGUGUGUUCAUUUGUAAACUAUAUGUUCAAGAGAGGAAAAAUAGAAGUAUACUGUAUUACAAAAUAUACCAUGUAAUUUUGAAAUAAGUGUUCUUCCCACUGUUUCAUA
Messenger RNA from Alosa sapidissima (American shad), 5652 nucleotides. It is a transcript of the gene zbtb47a, whose product is annotated as zinc finger and BTB domain containing 47a. Gene Ontology annotation, cellular component: nucleus. Gene Ontology annotation, biological process: regulation of transcription by RNA polymerase II. The transcript is spliced from 6 exons. The coding region runs from base 382 to 2553 and encodes 723 amino acids. Gene Ontology annotation, molecular function: RNA polymerase II cis-regulatory region sequence-specific DNA binding; protein binding; DNA-binding transcription factor activity, RNA polymerase II-specific. Lineage: Eukaryota; Metazoa; Chordata; Actinopteri; Clupeiformes; Clupeidae. The record is from RefSeq and is a predicted model, not a curated record.